AUGAUGGUGCCGCCCCAGUGGUUUAUCCUCAGCGAGCUCGCGGAGUGCUGCCCGCGCAUGGCCGGCGUCGCAGCGUACGCAGCGUCGCCGGAGAGGUCCCUGCAGCGCGACCAUCCUAUCAAGCCUUACCCCGUGGCUCUGGGCGAGGAGGAGCGCGAGCGGCUGCUUAAGCAGGGCGGGACGGUUCCCACCGACAGCAAGCAGGCGGCGUUCGCGUUGGCCAUGCCGGGGGACGAGAUGCACCCCGUCUACCCCGGCGGCAGCGGGCGACGCCAUCGUAUCACGGUGGUUGGGCAGCUGGGCCGGCUGGCCUCGUUCGAGCUGCAGCGGGAUGGUCCUUUCGAGUUGCCCCUGAGGGAGGCGACGCAGGGCUGGUACACAUUGGCAAAGCUGUGA
Messenger RNA from Prorocentrum cordatum, 396 nucleotides. The record is from the annotation of a GenBank genome assembly. NCBI's taxonomy places the organism in Eukaryota, Dinophyceae, Prorocentrales, Prorocentraceae.